Drosophila bipectinata is the source of this 1142-nucleotide messenger RNA. It is a transcript of the gene ttm3, whose product is annotated as tiny tim 3. NCBI's taxonomy places the organism in Eukaryota, Metazoa, Arthropoda, Insecta, Diptera, Drosophilidae. Gene Ontology annotation, biological process: protein import into mitochondrial matrix. Gene Ontology annotation, cellular component: TIM23 mitochondrial import inner membrane translocase complex. The record is from RefSeq and is a predicted model, not a curated record.
UUUCGAAAUGUUAAAAAUUAUUGGUAACCAGAAAUUAAAACAAAGCCGACACCUUUGACAUGAUGAACCCGUGGAUCAGGGGACUGAUUCGGUGGAAAGGAGUUCGCAACCAAUCGCGACCUUACGGAGCCAAAAAGGACUCACCCCGGUCCAAUCCGGUGGAGCAGAAAACGCCAAGGCCUUUUCCAUCCGGGGGAUUAUUGAGGAGUAAGAAAUUCUACGGAUGCACCAUUUUCCUGGGCACCGUUUUUAGUGCCGUGCUGUGGGCCGUGUACGAGUUGGGGAAACCGGACGAGGACCAUCGUGGCCCCCUCGAGGAUCAGUUCAGCCACCUGCCCUGGCUCAGACAGUACGUGUUGAGGAUGUGGCACUCACUUCAGUAUUACCAGAAGAUGGUCGAAGAACCGCUGCAAGGGAAGCUUCUGCCCGAUGUCCUGCCUCCACCGUACAUACAACCGCCCUACUCCCUCGUCCUGGAGAUCAAGGAUGUACUAGUGCAUCCGGACUGGACCUAUCAAACGGGCUGGCGAUUCAAGAAGCGACCUGGCGUGGAUUACUUUCUGCAGCAGUGCAGCCGCAACUUUGAGAUCGUGGUCUAUACUUCAGAGCAGGGAAUGAUGGCCUUUCCAUUGCUGGAUGCCCUCGAUCCUUACGGCUAUAUCAAGUACCGCCUGGUCCGGGGAUCCACUGAAGUUGUGGAGGGGCAACACAUUAAAAACCUGGACCACCUGAACAGGGAUCUAAGUCGAGUGAUUGUUGUGGACUGCGAUGCCAAUGCCACGCCCCUGCAUCCGAACAACAUAUUCCUGAUGACGCAGUGGCUGGGGAAUGACGAUGAUGUCCAGCUUUUUGAUCUCACAGCCUUCCUUCAGCUGCUGGCCGAGCAUCAGGUGACGGAUGUGCGGGAGGUCCUUCAGUACUAUCGCCAGUUUGAUGAUCCCAUCGAACAGUUUAAGGACAACCAACGACGGCUGCAGGAGCAGCACCAGGAGAACGAGGAUAGUAGGGUUAACAACAGGAAUCAGAGGCAGUGGACUCUCAGCUUGAUGGGACGAUCCUUUCGUGGCUCAUGAAUUAUUUUCUCUUCGUUUAGGCAUUUUUUAAUUAAAUUAUCAUUGUCAUUGUGUGUGUGUGAAAAAUUU